GUUUCCGAGAAGAUCACAGUUUUCACCCAGAAGUUCCUCACGUCUGUGUUCAAUGCCUACAUCGAGAAAGGCAAGGCGUACUCUAACGGUUUGAAGCUUCUUGGUAAUCGCAUGUCAAAAGCAAUGGAUGAUCUGCUUGCCACGGAGACAGCACUCACCGCAGAGGUGACCGACUUCCUCGAAGCACUUGGCCUUAUGGUGAGCGGAGUCGUCAACGUGUGCGACCCGACCAGCGUGUGGACGACGGACGACGUCGACAACUAUUUUGCCACCAUUGCCUCCCUCGACACCAGCCGCGGAGAUUUCUACAGCGGCCUCGGAGGGAUUGCGAUCGCCGUUGGCGCAUGCGAGCACUACAAUAAGAUCUGGACGAUGCUCACGGACAACAGGGUGAUGGUGCAGGAGUUGAGUGAGGAGGUCGGCGAUGCCAUGAUGGCACUGAAUGCCGUGGUGCUUGACCCCAUGAACUUCACUGGCGCUUCAACUGCGGUCACAAUUACGCUGGCGUGUAUCCCGAAUGUAUCGUGCUCUCUGGACUGGGAGAUCGCACGCCAGAUCAUUGACCAGACGAAGCCGGUGCUCGCUAGUAUGUCCAACUACGCCACGGAAGCCUUGGAGCGCGGCACCUUCUCGCAAGGCGACCGCGCGGGAUUCGGCCAGCUGCUGGGGAAGGCAGUCGACAUCAUGCCGCACGACGCCGACCUCGUGGAGAUGAAGGCUACCCUUGAGGAGGCCGACGCGACCAUGGCCCGCGACGCCAUCAAGGCCCAGGUGAGAGCGAUGUCCGAAGCGAUCCUUGCCGACAAGAUGACGUGCGAGCUCCUUCGCAAGGACUUGCCUCUGGUCUUGGAGAGGGUCACCCCCGCCGAGCUGGGUGAUGAGUUGAUCGAGGUUCUCGGCGCGUGCUCCAUGGAGAUCGUCAAGACGGCUGCUGAUGAUGAGGUGGGCAUCGCUGCCGCCGCUAACCAGGGGGUCACGGCCAAGAUCUUCGACGAGGAGGGGUUCUUGCAGAGGGAGCAAAUCGACCUGGGGGACCCUGAGUUUACCCUCAUGCGCUUCCUGUCCGAGAAGCUGUUCGCCUUCACCCACGAGGCGAGCGACUCCAACGCGGACUUGCACGCCUACGUGGUCGACAAAGUGUCCACCUUGAGGGAGAAGGCCGUCACGAUCUUGAGGACCGUCGGCGCCUUUGCAGUGGAGACGGCGCUGGCUGACUGCCAGGCGGCCGUGGCCAAGAUCCAGCCCUUCCUGCGAGGAGCUCCCGAUGGCGAAUCGUGGCUGAAUGGAGUUUCGGACAAGGACCAGGGCGCGUGGAAGAGGCUUUCCGACCACGCGGACGGGGCCAUCAUGAGCAGCGCG
Messenger RNA from Prorocentrum cordatum, 1359 nucleotides. Lineage: Eukaryota; Dinophyceae; Prorocentrales; Prorocentraceae. The record is from the annotation of a GenBank genome assembly.